UAAAAGAACCUGCUCUGUUAUUGAUGUCCAAGGGGAUGGGACUGCUCAGAUAAAGAUUGACCCCGUUCCAGCCCUGACUGAGCUCCAGAAACUAACUAAAGAAACACUGUCCAGCAAAGAUGGGAAGAUGCCAAGAGUACAAAUCCUGUCUUUUACUCUGGGAUCACCAAAGGAGGAUGCUUCAGUGGCCACACUUCCUUCAUCUGUGUCAGUGCCACUACAAGAUGAGCAGGAUCUAAUGGAGGGACAGAGUAUUUCAGCAGCAGUUCCUACACCAGGAGAGGAGACACACACUUGUUCUCUCCCAGUUAGCCAUUUCUGGUAUGUGAGCCACAUCUACCAGGAGGAAAUAAAACGUAUAGAGAAAGAGACUGGAGUUAAAAUCGAUGCGGAUGUUAAGGUGACCUUUAAAGCGGGCCAGAAAGAUGGAAGUCCAGCCACUGCUUUAUCUGAGUUCAUUAACCUCGCCCAGAAGAGUUUAGGUGAAUCUGAGGGCUCUGUCAUUCCUCUCGAGUACACAGAUCCAGAGGAGUGGAGGGACACACUGAAAAUAAUCCAGAAAAAGGAGAACAAGCUCUUGCUUACUCUAAACUCUGAAAAAAUGAUCAUAUGUGGGCCAAGACAAAGUCAAGAUCGCAUCAAAAAGACCUUAAAUACAUCACAGAAAACCUUAAGAAAUGCCAACACUUCUGUUGGAGACUCAACAUGGGCACCUCAAGACAUAACACAGACAAUUGACAUGACCAACAAAGACCCGCUGGCUGAUUCUGGACUAACCAUGGAGGAGACCUACUGGAAGCUGUUGACUACUUCCCUCAGUGGGGUGUUAGCUAACAUCAAAGCUAAGUUUGGCGUUCAUUUUAAAGAAUCAGACAUCGGUCAAGGCAAAGUCAUCGUCAAAGCUUGUCACAAAUCUGGAGGAAAUGCCUCCAUGGAGAGCCAUGCUGUCAGAGCUCUUCUUAAUCAGUACCAGAAGUGUGCCACAUCUCCCAUGAGUUUUAACCAAGACUACAGUGGAUCUACAUUGAAUGGAGCAGCCAAAGAAGAGGGAGCAACAGCAGGAGACAAUGAAGAUGAAAAAUGCUCUAUAUGCUUGGACACAUUUACCAAUAAGACACAGCUAAAGUGUAAACAUGAAUUUUGUAAGGAUUGCCUGUCAAAGUCAGUGGAAACCUUGGGACCCAUCUGUCCUCUCUGCAAAGAUGUCUUUGGAACAGUACAGGGAAACCAGCCUAAUGGAAAAAUGACAUGGACGACACAGCGCACACCUCUCCCUGGAUUUUCAGGCUGCGGCACUAUAGUCAUCACCUAUGAUAUGCAAGGUGGAACACAGACGUUAAUUCAUCCUAAUCCUGGACAGAGGUAUUCUGGUAUUAGGAGAGAAGCAUAUCUUCCAGACAACAGGGAAGGAAAAGAAGUGCUGCAGCUGUUGAAGAGAGCGUUCGAUCAGAAGCUUAUUUUCACUAUUGGGACAUCCAGAACCACUGGGCUGGACAACCAGGUGACCUGGAACGACAUUCACCACAAGACCUCAAUGUCAGGAGGACAACAGGGUUUUGGGUAUCCUGACCCUGACUAUCUCAGCAGAGUCCGGGAGGAGCUGAAGGCUAAAGGCAUCGAGUGAAGACGUGAUACAAAGUGGAUGAGGAGGGUUGUGUUCACAAGUCUAACUUUACAUACAGAAAUACAUUUUAAGAAUGAAGAUUAUUUAAAACGGGCAAUUUUGGAAUGGACACAAUAUUGUAUUAUCUAUUUUCAUUUUAUGAAUAAGGGUUGCUUCAAAGUCUAUUCAAUGCAUUAACAGCUUGUGAAUUUAUUGUUAAGAAGCAUGUGCUACACACUAUUACUCUAUCUUCAUCUAUUGAACAUUGUAUUUUCUUUGAAGGAUUUUCUUGUUUUAAUUAAUCAAGAAAACUUAUAACAGAAAAAGAAUGCAACAUGAACACAGUACAUGUAACUUUAUUUUAUGCCUAAAUUACACAUGAUGUGAUUUAAAGUUUGCCUAAUAAAUGAUUAAACCAACCUACACUGACUCAUUGCAAUAUUUUUGUUAUCAGUACAGGCUGUGAACAAAACACAAAACACAUUGGCUUGUUUUCUGUA
Molecule: messenger RNA, 2103 nt
Organism: Scomber japonicus (chub mackerel)
Lineage: Eukaryota; Metazoa; Chordata; Actinopteri; Scombriformes; Scombridae
Exons: 5
Coding region: 128-1624 (498 amino acids)
Biological process (GO): Notch signaling pathway; protein ubiquitination
Molecular function (GO): metal ion binding
Source: RefSeq, a predicted model, not a curated record